This is a messenger RNA of Kwoniella shivajii, 1023 nucleotides long. RefSeq lists its product as uncharacterized. Gene Ontology annotation, cellular component: catalytic step 2 spliceosome; post-mRNA release spliceosomal complex; post-spliceosomal complex. The record is from RefSeq and is a predicted model, not a curated record. The transcript is spliced from 5 exons. Gene Ontology annotation, biological process: mRNA 3'-splice site recognition; generation of catalytic spliceosome for second transesterification step. Bases 1 to 1023 code for a protein of 340 amino acids. Lineage: Eukaryota; Fungi; Basidiomycota; Tremellomycetes; Tremellales; Cryptococcaceae.
AUGGCACGUAAUCAGGAAAAAGCACAAUCGAUGCUAUAUCGAUUCCGUGAACAACAAGCUGUAGAGAUGGGAAUGGGAAAUAGGGUCAAGGGAGAUAGGAGACCCAGGAUGGCAAGUAGUGUAUCCAGCUUGAGAGAAUGUGAGAGAUGGAGAGGUGAUAUCAUGAGGGAUAUCAAUAGGAAAGUAGGCAAGAUACAGGAUGUCUCUUUGACGGAUUACGAAAUUCGAGAUUUGAACGAUGAGAUCAACUCCCUUUUCCGAGAGAAAAGACAUUGGGAAACUCAAAUCGUUAAUCUUGGAGGAGCGAAUUACAAAAGAGGAAACGUAGCCAUGACUGAUGAUCAAGGUAGAGAAGUUCCAGGAACAAGAGGAUACAAGUAUUUUGGUAGAGCGAAAGAAUUACCAGGUGUCAAAGAGCUAUUCGAUCGAGGGGCUUCACAAGCAACUGAAGAAUCAGCAAGGAAUGCCUCAUUCCAAAUGUUCAGACAUCAAGGACCAUCUUACUAUGGUGAUGAAGAUGAGAUGGAUCCUAAAUUGGUUCAAGAGGAAGAAGAACUGUCCAAGCAGGAAUGGGAAGCAGCAGCUUUAUCUUCAGCCAAAUUACUCGAUUCUUCGUCUGAUGGAAUCCCGACAUAUCCUGUUCCUUCAACAUCAGCAACUACCACAUCUGGAUCUACUUCGACGACUGAGGCAAUUAGUUCAAGUAAACGAAAGGCGGAAACGACAGAUCAAGCACUAUCGGCGACUGACAACGGUAAUGAUGUAAUCGAAGCAGAUGAGGGAGAAGAUGAUGGAGACAAAUCAAAGAAAACAAAAACGACAACCACGAAUGGUAUAACACCUCAACCUAUUCAAUCAAUAGAUGACGCUAUGAAAUCUGCUCAAACUCAGUUACUACAAUCUUAUAUACCAGGUUUGGAUCCUCUUUCACUUCAAUUCCCAACAUUACCAAGUAAGCAGGAGAUGGAGAAUGUCCUUUUGGAGGUGAGGAAGAAGGCUCUAAUGGAGGAAUAUGGUGUAUGA